GGUGAUACAUACACCCACCAUACGUUUUACUAUCCGUGUGUGGACCUAAAAUUUAUUUAAAUUAAAUUAAUUUAAAAAAAAAUUUAAUUAAAUAAAUUCAAUAACAACGAACUCGUAUCACUAUCCCCUAACCAUAAUUUUAAUCCUAAACCUAACCCCUGUCCUCGUGGGGAAGUGGGAACUGUCCCAAUGAGGGAGACUUUUCCUUGUUUUUCUAUCCUUUUGGGGAUUUUCGGUACCCGGGAAGAUAGUAAUACAAGCCCACACAGUCACGUUGUUAGAUGAUGUAGACUGGAAUGGAAUAUUUUUUUGUAGUCUAAAGUCGCUAACAGGUCCCAUAUGGAACAUACACACGGGUAAAUAGUUAUGGUAACGUUGUGUUUUAACUGUUUCAGUUUGGCAACAGUUUACAUUUCAAGAAGCCUAUCACUUUAAUCGCAUGUGUCGUCCUUGGUCUUCUCUUUAUCGCAACCAAUUUCAGACAUGACAUGUGAAUCUCUGAAACAGUCCAAGAAAGGCCGAGUUUGUUGCGCAACAAGCGCCCCCCUUUACAUAACCAGUACUAAUCCAGUAGUACUUUUUGACUAGAGAAUAUUACAGCCGUCAAACGGACUUUAACACUCGACUACCCUAAAAAGUGGAGUGAGUUUUUUAAAUGUUUUACCUGUCACUGAUUUUGUUAGUGCAAAGGCAUGUCCGGAAUUAGACGAGGCAAAAAAAUACAUAUCUUAAAUUAAAUUAUUUCCUGAAAAAUGUGCAUAUUUAUUAUUUCAACAUCAGUCCGCACAUGAAACCUGUACGGUAUUAGUGUCGACUUCAAAGUGUGGGUGAUUGAAAGGCCAGUGAACGUGUUCACCGAGAACAUGCCUGGGUUAUUAUGUAACCGCACCAUUCGACCCUGCCGGCAGACGCAGAAACACACCACUCGACCUUUCUACCUCCUUGUAGUGCCCAGUGGAUGGACGCCGCCUUGUGGUGGAUAAUGGAAUUGGUGUGAAUUGCAUUCAAUGUAGACUCAUUGGGGAGAGACUGAUCUAUGACAGACAGGUAACUGCCAAAAUAAAGGAAACACUUGAGUUAAUGAGGGAUACAAAGUAUAUUGGAAGCAGGUGCUACCACACAGGUGUGGUUCUUGAGUUAAUUAAACAAGAAACAUCCCAUCAUGCUUAGGGUCAUGUAUAUAAAUACCCAGUUGCCCAUUAUUUUGACUACCAUGGCUAGAAGAAAAGAGAUCGGUGACUUUGAAACAGGGUGGUUAAAGGGUGUGUGUUUCAAGUCACCAGAUUUAAAACCAAUUGAACACUUAUGGGAGAUUCUGGAGCGGCACCUGAGACAGCGUUUUCCACCACCAACAACAAAACAACUGAUGGAAUGUCUCAUGGAAGAAUGGUGUCACAUCCCUCCAAUAGAGUUCCUGACACUUGUAGAAUCUAUGCCAAGCCCCGGGAUGGAGGCCCACAGCUCAAGCCGGUCCAGCCUAUCCAGGAAGAGGAGGAGAGAUGGGUCUAAUGGAGAGACAGAGGAGGUAGAACGGCCAGGGAAAGUCCCAAGAUCCACCGUGGGUUUAAAAGAUCCCGCCCCCUAUGCUGAUGAGCUGGAGUCGGCUGAGGACACUCCAUACCUGCGAGUCAGUAUGGACGAGGCCAAGAGGGGAACUCCAUUUGAUAGGCCAGUUCGGGUGUAUGCAGAUGGCAUCUUUGAUGUGUUCCACUCAGGCCAUGCCCGGGCCCUCAUGCAGGCCAAGGGCCUCUUUCCAAACACACACCUUAUUGUGGGCGUGUGUAGUGACGACCUGACACACAAGUUCAAGGGGUUCACGGUGAUGAACGAGGACGAGCGCUACGACGCAGUCAGCCACUGUCGCUACGUGGACGAGGUUGUCAGGAACGCGCCCUGGACGCUUACGCCCGAGUUCCUCUCCAAGCACAGAAUCGACUUUGUUGCUCAUGACGACAUCCCAUAUACAUCAGCAGGCCAGGACGACGUUUACAAGCACAUCAAGGAGGCGGGCAUGUUUGCGCCUACCCAGCGGACGGAGGGAAUCUCCACCUCGGACAUCAUCACGCGCAUCGUCCGCGACUAUGAUGUGUACGUGAGACGCAACCUGCAACGCGGCUACACGGCCAAGGAGCUCAACGUCAGCUUCAUCAAUGAGAAGAAGUACCACCUGCAGGAACGUGUGGACAAGGUGAAGAGGAAGGUGAAAGAUGUGGAGGAGAAGAGUAAAGAGUUUGUGCAGAAGGUGGAGAACAAGAGCAUUGACCUCAUCCAGAAGUGGGAGGAGAAGUCCCGGGAGUUCAUUGGCAACUUUCUGCAGAUGUUCGGCCCUGAGGGAGCACUGAAGCACAUGUUGAAGGAGGGCAAAGGGCGCAUGCUGCAGGCCAUCAGCCCCAGCAGCAGCCCCACCCGUGAGCGUUCCCCCUCGCCCUUCUUAAACAAGGCUUCACCUUCCCCUCCAUCCCACCACAGCGCAGCACGGGGAUACCACAUCAGCGAGGAUGAUGAGUCUGAUGAAGAUUAAGGCUCACUUUAUUUAUUUUUAUCUUGGUCUGUUAAUCCCGCCCCUCGGUCCGUCAACAAUAUCAGCAUUCAACCCCUCCAAACAAAUCAGUAUGUCCACUUAUAUAUGUAUAGCAUUGUCUCUCACUUCAUUUGCUCUACCCAUUUAAUUUUUCCACUCCCUUUUUCAAUUGGUGUCCAUUUCUUAUGGACUGUACUACUGUCAGUCCAAGGAGGGUUGAUGCAGUGUAGCAGUCACAUCUCUUAAUUUUAUUCAGUCAGUAACCAUUACCCUUCAUGUCACUUAAAUUUUAAUUUCACAUUAUCAAUUUCUCUGAUGCACGCUUCCUACUCAAGAUGUUAAUCUUAGCAAGGUGAUUUUAUCUUGUUAACCUUGAGUUUAGUGGGGAAUUUGAGUGUCCCCCCUAUUGUGUUGAGGGGUGUUUGGUGCACUGUUGAAUUCCUUCUGAGCUGAGUCUUUGCAAUGUAGGAACCAUCAGUCCCUUGCUCUCCCCUCGAAGUGUUAUUGUGCAUGUGUGUAAACUACUAGUUGUGUAGGCAUGUCAAUGUCCUCCAUCCAUGGACUGACCUGGAUUCAGCUUGACUGUUUUUGCACAUUGUAAUAAUGCUUAGUUGUUUUUUUUGGUCAGUCUUUGGACAGUGGAUUUUAAAGAAGUGCCCAGCGUUUGAACUCCAGAACUAGAUCUUGUUCAGUAGGGCUCAAAGGAACUUAUUUCAGGAGGUUCCUGUUUUUUGGGGUUUGACAAUGUGCCCAAUAACAAGACUUCAUUUUAAAAACGACUGGGGAAUACAAUUGUGUCCCAUCUCUCCCUCCUGUAGUUGGGCAUUGCUUGUUUUUGGCUGUUAGCCCAUCCCUUACUGGGCUUAGUCUCUCCAUGGUGGCAAAGCAGGAUUUAAAAAAAUGUAUUCCCUAUAUACAGUAGGCUAGCUGAAAUAUGGGAUUAUUUUAAGCAUAGUAUUAGAUUUAAGAAUCAGUCCAUUAAAAUUGCUUCUCAUUAGGGGCAUGGGCUAUAGAUCACUUGGUGUCAAGACUUGUCUAUAUACAUGGAAACAAGAACAUUGUUUGCGUUGAAUUUGUAGGGCUAAGAGAAACCAGUAGAACAUAAAUGGCAUUUUUAAAAAGUUACCCACAACCAUGUAAAAUUUAUUUAAAAAAAAUGAGUUGGAUCCUC
Molecule: messenger RNA, 3692 nt
Organism: Oncorhynchus keta (chum salmon)
Lineage: Eukaryota; Metazoa; Chordata; Actinopteri; Salmoniformes; Salmonidae
Product: choline-phosphate cytidylyltransferase A-like
Exons: 9
Coding region: 1163-2521 (452 amino acids)
Biological process (GO): CDP-choline pathway
Cellular component (GO): endoplasmic reticulum
Molecular function (GO): phosphatidylcholine binding; choline-phosphate cytidylyltransferase activity; nucleic acid binding
Source: RefSeq, a predicted model, not a curated record